UCUCCUUCCCCAGGGCUGGGGGAGACCGGCCGUAGCCCCUUCCCCAGGAGAAUGGCCCUGGCGCUGGGGCUCUGGUUCUGCCUGCUGGGGGCGGCGGGAGCUGCGGGUCCAGUGGCGCAGCACAGCUGGGACAUCCUGUUCACGGGGGUGCAGGGCUCCAAGGGGAUCCCCAACUUCUUUGUGCUCGGGCAGGUGGAUGGUCUGGGGGUGGCCUAUUAUGACAGCACCACCCUGGAACUGAGCCCCACCCAGGACUGGAUGUGCCAGGCUGUAGAGCCCAGCUAUUUCCGGAGCAAGAGGCAGGAGCUGCUGGGGUACAAGGAGGGGUUCCAGCGCAUCAUGGGCCGGCUGCUGGAGCGCUACAACCAGACGGGCGGGGUGCACACGCUGCAGCUGCGGGUGGGCUGCUCCCUGCGGGACGACUCCCCCCAAGCCGGGGUGCUGCAAUAUGCCUACGACAGCCAGGACUUCAUCGGCUUUGACGGGCAGCGGGGGCUGUGGGUGGCGGCCGUGCAGCCAGCUGUGCUGUCCAAGCGGCGCUGGGAGGCCGACCGGCCCUGGUGCCAGUUCCUGCAGCACUACCUGCAGCAGGAGUGUGUGAAGACGCUGAGGAGCCUCGUCCGGCACGGCAGGGAGACCCUGGGGCGCCAGUUGCCCCCCGAGGUCUCGGUUUCCUGUAGAGAUGCCCCCGACGGCUCCGUCACCCUCUCCUGCCACGCCAGGGGCUUUUACCCACGUCCCAUCCACGUCUCCUGGGUGCGGGACGAAGAAGACAUCCUGGCAGAGACAGACUCCAGCGGGAUCCUGCCCAACGCCGACAGCACCUAUUACACGCAGUCGUCCCUGGAGAUCUCCCUGCAGCAGGACGGGCACCGCUACGCCUGCCGGGUGGAGCACACCAGCCUGCCGGAGCCCACACUCAUCUGGGUCCCCGGUAAGAAGGGCCUCCUGCCCCCUGGGGUCCUGGUCCCCCUCGUUCUGGCCAUGCUGGCUGGGGCCGGUGCCGCAGUAGCCGGUGUUAUCAUGUGGAGGAGAAAUCGCCCAGGCCCUGUCGGACCCAGAUACACCCCAACAGCCUGUGAGUAAAUCCCAGGAUAGCGGCCCUGAUCCCCUGUGCCAUGGAGGG
Chrysemys picta bellii (western painted turtle) is the source of this 1126-nucleotide messenger RNA. Lineage: Eukaryota; Metazoa; Chordata; Testudines; Emydidae. The record is from RefSeq and is a predicted model, not a curated record.